Messenger RNA from Anoplopoma fimbria (sablefish), 1344 nucleotides. It is a transcript of the gene lmo4la, whose product is annotated as LIM domain only 4a. The record is from RefSeq and is a predicted model, not a curated record. Bases 213 to 719 code for a protein of 168 amino acids. The transcript has 5 exons. NCBI's taxonomy places the organism in Eukaryota, Metazoa, Chordata, Actinopteri, Perciformes, Anoplopomatidae.
GGAACCCUCCGUCACAGCUUUGUAAAUGGAAAAGACAAGAGCAGCUGGCUUUUCUCCACACAGAGGAACGGGCGCUAGGAGGACAUAGCAGCGGAGAAGUCCCGGGCUCUCUGUGUGUCAUCCGGACCUUCUCGUUCUUCAGCUGGGGGCGAGAGAGAACCUCCUCGGAUACUCACGUGAAGUCUUCCAAGUCUUCCAGCGGAGAGGUUGCCAUGGUGAACAGCAGGGUGGAGGCGCCCACAGUGGCGGUGAUAGGCGGUGGUGGGGGGACAACGGGCAAGUUGUGUGCAGGAUGUGGAGGUCGAAUCACAGACCGCUUCCUGCUCUUCUCCAUGGAGCGGUACUGGCACACGCGAUGUCUCAAGUGCUCCUGCUGCCACGCUCAGCUGGGCGAGUACAGCAGCACCUGCUACAGCAAAGGAGGCAUGAUCCUCUGCAAGAACGACUACAUCAGGCUGUUUGGACACAGUGGAGCCUGCAGUGCUUGUGGACAGUCCAUACCUGCCAGUGAGAUGGUGAUGCGAGCACAAGGCAACGUUUACCACCUUAAGUGUUUUACCUGUGCCACCUGUAGAAACCGCCUGGUCCCUGGCGAUCGCUUUCACUAUGUCAAUGGGACUAUCUUCUGUGAACAUGACCGGCCGGGAGGAGGUCUGAUCGGUGGACAUCCAGCUCCUCUGCAGGCCAACAGCAUGAUGUCCGACCAGAAGGUCUGCUGAGGAAGACGAUGGAAAACCAAAUGUGUGCCUUCUCAACCCACCUUUCUCCUCUGUUUCUCCUUUACCCUCGUCCUCCACCUGCAAAUCCUGCCAUUGGCUGAGCACCCUCCAGUCACUCCACAGUGUGGAUAUAGUCAUUACUGCUACUCGUUUAGAUUUCAACAUCCCAACAGAGACUGGCUUCUCUGAGUAGACGGUGAGGAGUGAAAUCUGGACUAGUGGUCAAGUAUUCUGUCGGAUAGAUGAGGAUGCUGAGGUUGAUGGAAUGUAUUUAUACAGUAGACUGUUGUCUAUUGCGAACUGUGGCAAUAUUACUGAUAAUAUUGGCAUAUGGCAUGGAUAACGGGGAAAAUGGAAGACUGCCACUGAAUUAUUUCCGCUGGAAUCAUCAAUAACCUUUACCCAGCUAGCCAGUUACAGUGGGCAUUGAAUAAGGAGGGAGGAGUUUCAGAAAUGUGAUUUCUGCAGGAGGUUAAGUAUACUUCAAAAUUCACACCAACCAUACACAAGUUUGGCUGUUCUUUUGGUUUGAGGAAACGGAUCUCCUGACUCGUGAUUCCAGCUGCUGGAUGUUUCCUCUGUAACUCUGAGAGACAAGUGAACAAGAAAACAUCUGUAUUGAUAC